Molecule: messenger RNA, 855 nt
Organism: Humulus lupulus (European hop)
Lineage: Eukaryota; Viridiplantae; Streptophyta; Magnoliopsida; Rosales; Cannabaceae
Product: proline-rich receptor-like protein kinase PERK10
Exons: 3
Coding region: 1-855 (284 amino acids)
Source: RefSeq, a predicted model, not a curated record
AUGCUCGUGGACGAAGAUCAGCCGUCAUUACUCAUUACAGACAUCCCUUUUUCUCGUACUCCACCUAGUAGACCUCACUCAAACCCUUCAACCAUGGGUAGAGUAAAAUCAACUGCCCAGAAAAAGAAAACACAAAAACCUUCUGCAAACCAGCCUGCCCCCCAAGCAGAAAUUCCCUCGACCAGCGGUAGAGCUGAGAGUACUCCUGAGCCAGGAAUCCAAGCUUAUGCCCAACUUCGACGCGCCACUCGACCAGAUGUCGAAUGGUACGUCGCCCCUCCUAGUCGAAUAAUGAUUAGGAUGAUUGCUAACUACAUAAAGAAGUACGGGCUUCCUGGGGUGACACUGGAUGUGAGGGAAUCUAUUGCUGGGAGUGCUACCGGCACUAAAGUCCCCGAACAACAGCCAGAUGUGUCACAACCCCCUCCUAGGAGGGCAACUGGGGUGACCAUCAAUGAGCCAACUGGUGCCCCCCGACCUACUACUGCACUGGCCCCUCCGGGGAAGGGAAAGAAGAAGGCCACAGAGCCUAUUCUUGAUUAUUCAGACGAGAACGACAUGCCUGCUGAACGUGCCUUCGACUUGUACACCAAGUCAGCGAGCAAGAAAAAGUCUCACAGGCGCCAGUCUGUGGAGGGCUGCAGCAAUCAACCCGCGAAGAAGCCUCGAACAGACGACCCCCCUGCGUCUACUCCAACAAAGGAGACAACUCCUCCACCAGCUCCUACCAGGGAGACGACUCCUUCAACUCCAACAAACCCAGAUCCUUUGUCUCCGGUCGGACAGACUCCUCCUCCAGCUCCAGUCGACCCUAUGCCUCCAACAUCCACCGUCCAACAAUCGGUUGGUCAUUAG